AAAAGAAAUAUAUUUGCAAAACGUUUACAAGCAAUUGGUACCGUUCCAUGGAAAACCUCUGGGUGUCGCUGUAGGUCAAAAAAGUGAGAGAAGAAGCUCUUGGGAGCCUCUUAGAGGGUAACUUCUUGCUCUAACCAGCCACUUAGAGGAGACCAGUAAAGAUUCAGAUACAGAAAACAAAAGCAGGAAGAGAGACCCUAUUUGGGCUUUGCCAUCCAAGGAGGACUUAUUUCUCCUCCCGACCAAAAAGCAGAGCCACCGUGGAGAGAGACAGGAUGAGGCAGAGCACAGAGAGGAGCAGCCCAGCGUUGUGGCGGCAGGUAUUGUUGGCUUUCCUGCUGUCUUUGUUCCGCGGGGCUCUCCCGAAUCAAAUCCGGUAUUCAAUUCCGGAAGAGCUGGCCCAAAACUCAGUGGUAGGAAACCUCGCCAAGGAUCUGGGGCUCAGUGUCCAGGACUUGCCAGCCCGGAAGCUGUGGGUUAGCGCGGAGAAAGAAUAUUUCACUGUAAACCCUAAGAGUGGGGACUUACUUGUGAGUAACAGAAUAGACCGAGAGCAGAUAUGCGGAAAGAAGCCUCUGUGUAUUCUGGAUUUCGAUACUGUCGCUGAGAACCCACUAAAUAUUUUCCAUGUAGCAGUAAUAGUGCAGGAUAUAAAUGACAACACCCCGCUAUUCAAACAGAAUAAGAUUGAAUUAAAAAUUGUAGAAUCCACCAAGCCAGGUAAAACGUUUCCACUGGACCCGGCCCUGGAUUCAGAUGUUGGUCCAAAUUCACUGCAAAGAUACCAUCUUAAUGACAACGAGCACUUUGAUCUCACAGAGAAACAGACUGCAGAUGGACGUAAAUAUCCUGAGUUGGUUCUGAAACAUUCUUUAGACAGAGAAGAACAGAAUUUCCAUCAAUUGGUUCUAACAGCUGUGGACGGUGGGGACCCACCCCAAAGCGGCACAGCUCAGAUACAAAUCCAAGUGACUGAUGCUAACGAUAACCCCCCAGUGUUCAUCCAGGACAUAUACAAGGUCAGCUUGCAGGAAGGUGUGCCCCGAGGCUUUUCCGUGCUUCAAGUAACAGCUACUGACCAGGACGAGGGUGUCAAUGCAGAGAUCACCUACUCCUUUCAUAAUGUGGACGAACUAGUGGAACAGUUCUUUAACUUAGAUAAAAUAACAGGAGAAAUCACGACAAAGGAUGAUUUUGAUUUUGAAAUUGCUAAUAGUUACACUUUCAGUGUAGAAGCAAAAGAUCCUGGAGAUCUAGCGGCACACUGCAGUAUCCAAGUUGAAAUUGUUGAUGAGAAUGAUUGUGCACCUGAAGUGAUUAUCACUUCAGUGUUUACUCCCCUGCCAGAAGAUUCACCACCAGGAACAGUGAUUGCCUUAAUAAAAACAAGGGAUAGAGACUCUGGAGAAAAUGGAGAAGUUUACUGCCAAAUCUUUGGAAAGGCCGACUUUAUGCUGAAAUCUUACUCGAAGAACUAUUACAAGCUAGUGACACAUGGGCCUCUGGACCGGGAGGAGAUUCCAGAAUACAACAUCAUUGUAUUGGCCACCGACAGGGGAAAGCCGCCCCUCUCCUCCAGGACUAACAUCACUCUGCACAUCGCAGAUGUCAACGACAACACGCCAGUUUUCCAACAGCCUUUCUAUUUGGUUCACAUUGCCGAGAACAACCCUCCUGGAACCUCCAUCGCUCAAGUCAGUGCCUCCGACCCCGACCUGGGGCCCAACGGUUGCGUCUCCUACUCCAUCGUGGCCAGCGACCUGGAGCCACGGGCGCUGGAAUCCUAC
Molecule: messenger RNA, 1787 nt
Organism: Enhydra lutris kenyoni (northern sea otter)
Lineage: Eukaryota; Metazoa; Chordata; Mammalia; Carnivora; Mustelidae
Product: protocadherin gamma-B2-like
Exons: 1
Biological process (GO): homophilic cell-cell adhesion
Cellular component (GO): plasma membrane
Molecular function (GO): calcium ion binding
Source: RefSeq, a predicted model, not a curated record